GUGGGUACACCACGCUCACCUUGCAUACAUGUAUACACAGCACGUUUGACGAUCUACAGUACACGACCGUUUACUACACUGGCGAUAGUCAAAUCUCGUGUACGAUGAAACAACGGGCAUUCAAGACGUGUAUGUGGCUAUGUUGCUGUGGCCUUACUCUGACGUCCCUCGUCUGUUACUUUGUUUACACCAACCACGCCACAUUGACACAAUGGAAAAGCAUCCUUCUUGGCGAACCUCAAAACAGACCCAGUCAGUUUGACCUCAACGCAAGCAGAGUCAAAUCAAUGUACAAACUGGCAGGAAUUGCACUCCGUAUCGACAACCACAACUGGGCAUCCGCCACCGAUGUCUGUUCUAACGGUAUCGUCUUCCCAUCCGGAAUAAUCAAGUCACUGGCAGGGGAGGUAAGCGUGUUCUUCCAUGACGAGAAGGAACGCCGAUCCACCAUGCGGUACAUGAACAAGAACGGGACUUGGGAGCGGAGGAACCUGAACACGUUGUCAGAGAUCAUGGAGAACCACAAUGACGCCUACUUCUUUGAUAUAUAUGCUGGCGUUGGUUUAUACUCGCUGCCUAUAGUGAAAUUGGGCAGAAAGGUGGCUGCUAUCGAAUACAGGUAUUCCUUCGCCGAGAGACUCUGCCGGGGUAUAAUUGCUGGUAAUUUUCAACAUAAGGCAUUUAUAGUGAAUAACUUCAUCUCCCAUGCACACCAGUCGGCACCAAUUAAACUAGAACAUUUGAGCCAAAGGUCAAAGGUUGGAGGUGACAUGUCGGGUCAUGUGUUUAGUACAGUGUCAUCGGUAGAGUUGAACGCAUUGCUGGACAGAUUCAGUGUGGAAUCUGUUGUUGUGCGAAUCGACAUGACCCCAGAAGACAUCCCAGCUGUUCUAAAUGCGGAUGAAUUUUUUGAAUUCGGAAACGUACUGUAUGUUCUAAUGGAAUGGACACACAUAUCCGGUUCACUGGAAACGCCCAAGCUGCUUGCAUUCAUGGACAAAUACGAUUUGGUGCCGUGUUUAAAUAUUGCCUGCAAGAAACCUUUGAAACCGGAACAAUCCUCCACGUGGCCAGCCUAUGUGCUGUGGACAAGAAGAGAGUUGAGACCCAAGGCAGCCGUCAAGACCUCGCCUGUUUUUCGUACCAGCAAUGCCACCAUUGGUGCUGUAGGUUGAUGGUUGAAAUCUUUGGUUUCCUCAUUAAGCAGAGCAGAUAGCAUUGCUAUUUCUCUUGUUUAUUAAGCUUUGUUGAAUCGGUUGAAGACAAGUUUUUAAUCAUUUCAUUUCAUUAUGGAACUUAUGACACAUGAUCAACGCUCACCUUGACGCCAUUGUUUUGUUAAAUAGAAGAAAAGUAUUUUUGGCACUCUUUAUAAUCAGUCCAGACAUUUAUCUCGGUGAGAAAUCAUAUUGAAAAUAGUUCCCGUCACAUGACUGUCACGUGAUAUAUCAUGAUGUUAAUGUUGGAAGUGUUUCUAUCUGAUUGUUUUAUUUGCAUAAUAUAAAGU
Molecule: messenger RNA, 1507 nt
Organism: Haliotis rufescens (red abalone)
Lineage: Eukaryota; Metazoa; Mollusca; Gastropoda; Lepetellida; Haliotidae
Exons: 2
Coding region: 105-1175 (356 amino acids)
Source: RefSeq, a predicted model, not a curated record